AUGUCUAAAAUAAAAUCAACUUUAAAAAGUAAAAUUUCGAAUUGGAUUGCUCCUUACAAUGAAAAUAAAGAAGUAUUUUCAUCAGACGGAAAGGUUAUAUAUUGUCUCGUGUGUAACGAAUCUGUGUCUACUGAAAACAAAUAUCUAUUAGAUCAUCAUUCCAAAACAAUUAAGUUUUGUAUUUUAUGCUCGUACUACACAUUAUUUCAAAAAUACUUGAAUAUGUUUUUUAGUUCAACACAUAAAUGCGUUACAAAGGAAUAAAGAAAAGAAUAGCUUUUGAUUACUUCUCAAAAUUCGAACAGUAAAAAUGUAUUUUUGAAGAGUGCAUUUGUUGCUGCAAAUAUUCCUUUGUAUAAGCUGGGCAAUCAUGUGUUAAAAUCAUUUUUGGAAAAACGUGCUGGAAAAUCAAUUCCGUACGAAAGCACUUUAAGAAAAAAUUACAUACCAAGUAAUUAUAAAAGCGUUGAUAUGGACCAAAUAAUUACGUUUAGAUAAUUGUUGAUGAAACAACCGAUCCAAGAGGUCUGUAUAAAUAAUUUUUUUUAAUUUCUCAUAUAAUAAAAUAUACUAUUUUCGUUUAAGUUUGUCUAUUACAAUUUUAUUAAUUAAUAAAUUUGAUGGGACGCCUAGUAAAUCAGAUUUAGUUGCAUGUAAAAAACUAGUAUCUACCAUUUAUGAAACGAUUUGUCAGUUUAUUAAUUCCUCGUUAAAAAUAUUUCCUGAACAAAAAGUAUUACUUUUUAUUAUUGAUGCUGGUACUUAAAUGAUCAAAAAAACAAAAACAUUAAAAAUAUUUUUCCCGAAAUCAAUUCAUAUUGCAUGUGUGGUGCACGCAGUAAUAAAGUUCUAGAGAAAAUUCGAGAAUUGUAUCCCGACAUUAAUGAAUUGAUUAACAAUAGUAAUAUAUUAAGUACCAAUUUAAAAUUUAAAUACGUAUGUAACUUAUUUCGUUUAUUUCAGGAAAAAAAACUUUACUAAAAGCACCAUCGAGAAUAAAUAAAUAUAGAAAUGAAAUGCCUGGUUUACCUUUACCACCCGAACCUAUUAUUACAAGAUGGGAAGCAUUGUUAAAUGCUGCACUUUUCUAUGCAAAUAAUUUUGAAGAAUUUAAAAUCGUGAUUGCAAGUUUAACAGAUGAUGCUACAAGUGUCGAAAAACUGAAACAACUUGUACAACAUAAUGCAGUCAAAUGUGGUUUAGCAUUCAUAAAAUUACACUUAUCCGAGUUAUCCAUUAAUCUUAAACAUUUGAAAGAAUCUAAUAGUGAACUACUGAAAAGCAUGGAUAUUUUUAGAAAAAUUGAUGAUAUUUUAACAAAUAUUCCUGGUCCAAAUGGGAAAAAAAUUAAAGAAAAAUGUAUGUAUGUCAUUGAAAAAAAUGGAGAGUAUAAAACUUUAAUUAUGCAUUUAAAUAUGCACCAAUUACUAGUGUAGACGUAGAACGUAGUUUUUCUUUGUACACAAAUAUUUUAAGUAAUAGAAGAUUUAAUUCUAAUUAAAAAAAAGCAACCUUUGUCUAAUAUUUUUCAUAUAACUUGCAUUUUUUACGUAUUUUUUGGUGCAAUUAUAGAAUUUUAAUAUGCAAUUUUUGUGUGUUUUAAAUGCAAUUAAACCCGAUCUUUCAUUAUAAGUCAAUGAAUUUGUGGGGGACUGAGGGACCUCAUUCAGUUUUCAACAAUUCAAUUUUAAACAUACAUUAGCUUUUCAUAGAUAUUUUAAACCUCAGUAUUUAUUAUGGUAUACACGCAAAAAAUAAAUCGCUUUACAAUUAUAGUACAACUCCUAAAAUUAUUUGUAAAAUUCAAAUAAAUUUGAACACAAUGCAAUUGAGUUUUGAACCAUUAUCCUUAUUUUUUUAUAAUUAAUUACCUUUUGUCAAUAACUGUAUACUUAAAGUAUUGUUGACAGUAAAAAAAGCCUUAAACAUUUUCUUAAUCAAAGCGUUUGACCCAGUAAAUUAUGAUAAACUUAUCGAAAUCUUACCUAGUUUUGGAAUCAAAUUUAAGUUAAAAUUGAUAACAAGCUACCUAAAUAGUAGAACUCAAAUGGUAAUUAUAAAUGGUGUUCUUGAAGACAAAAAAAAUAUAGUAUGUGGAGUAUCCCAGGGCAGUGUGUUGGACCAAUUAUUUUUUAUUUUUAUCAACUGUAUUUAAACUUUAGACCGUUGAGUACUCAAGAACUUGUCACAUGUAAACAAGGCGUAUGUGUUCACCAGUAUUGGUACACACUGGUUACUCAGUGUGUACCAAUACAUCUAGUACAGGCAUGCCCAACCUUUUUCAACUCGUGGGCCAUAUUCGAAAUUUAUAUUUAUACUGCGGGCCGUAUUAAACUCACGGUUUUUUUUUUUGUUCUAUAAUUACAUUAACGUAUCAGGCACGCCUGAUCUAGUAUAUACAAUAUAUAGUAUAUAAAUAUUUCAUCUCAUUUUACGAGCACUUUAGACGGGGUAGAUUGUAGAGAUAUUUUGAUCCGGGAAAAUAGAAAAGUACCGGCCCACUUAUUAAUAUACCAAAUACUAAAUUUUAGUCAACAUAUAUUAUCAUUAUUUUAAUAUAGGUAACUACAAUUUUUUUUUUACAUAUUUGGAAAGAUAUGUUGCUCUGUUAAGUUCUGUCAUUUGUCAAUCAUAUCUGUAUUUUAUAUUUGGUAAAAAAAAAAAAUCUAUUAAAAACUAUCAACACAGGUAACUAGUAAAAAGAAAAUGUCCUUGAAAAAAGUGUAAAGAAAAAAAUACCUAAAAGAAAUACCUAUAGGUAUUUCAGCAUAAUUUUUAACAUAAAAUAUUCGUUUAAAUGGUUAUUUGAAGAAGCAGCCCACUGGAGAAAUUCCCGAUUCCCGGUGGCCCAAUCCGCCCCUGAUUACAGAAUUGUUUUAUCAUGCGAAUAAUUAUGUAGAUUACAGUUCCAUAGCCCGAGUAACCAGUAUACCUUAAAUCGUGUUCCUAAGUGAUUACUUGAAAUUUGUUUAAUCUUGCGUGUAUAUUAAGAAUAUAUAGAAAGAGACCUAGUUUUAGAGUUGUAGAUGUUAAAAUGCAACGUGUUAAUGACGCGAACCCAGUUUGCCAUCAGAUAAAGACACAAAGUAUGGUUAUUAAUCUUAAAUUUCUAUAAAAUUCCUAUAAACCCUGUUAUCUACACAACGCAGUGUUUCGCACCCAAAUCGAAAACUUUUGAACUGAACUGAACUGAAAAAUUUACCUAGUAUGUUUUAAAACGAAAUUAUUAUAUAACAGACAAUAGCCAAUAGUAACAAAAUGAAAUCCAAAUAAAUGUUUAUGUAUAGCCGUAUAUGUAACAAAAAUAUAAGAUACUAUAGAUGGAAUAACAAAAAUAUUAUAUUAUAAUUUGAAUAAGUAUAAUUUAAUGAGCCAGAAGGAUUUAUUUUAACUUCAAUAUAAACUUUGAUAUCAAAAUAUGAAUAACCAUAAAUAAUACUAAUAAUAAAUGUCUAUUUUUGACCACAUAUUGGAUUGAUUCCAGAACUGAUAUUUUUGAAAGUUAAUGUACAAUAGCUAUAAAAGUAAAUAUGAUAGGCAAGUUUUGAUUAUACUAAUCAAUUAAGCAUUUAACAACACAUAUUGAGGGAAAAAAUUUAAAAUGUUAAAAUCUAAUUAAGAAAUAUUAAAAACGGAAAACCCGAGAUUUAUGGAAUUUACCCUAUAACUUUCCAAACAAAGUUUGUCAGACUUUUGUUUUACAUUCUUAAUGUACACGCAAAAACACAUAUUUUGAAAAAAAAAAUCGCUUGGGGGCUAAACUGCAUUCGUUCCAUAAGUAUCAUUAUCAAUAAAGUUCUUAAAGAACUUAGCUAUUUAUGUUUGAUUGUUUGAGUUAACUUAUAAGUCGGAGUUAAUAACCAUGUGUUACAGAACGUUUGUCUGAAGUUAAUUCUAAUAUCUCGAACAUCAGAGUUAACUCGAGUUAAGUUUUCAAACACAUGCAGCUCAGGAUACGAAACAACAGUUUAUCAGUUGAAGACAAAAGUUUCUCACUCUAUGACCUCUAUAUGGUCAAAUUAUAUACCUAGCGCUUAAUAACGACGGUGAUAUGUUUUGUACUACAAACCUUUAAUAGUGAUUAAAGAUUUACCCGGGUAUUAUAUCUAUAUACAAAACCGUCCUUUAAUAUGCCUAUUUCUUAAUGCACGAACUACAAAACAUAGGUAAUAAUUUUUUUCUAGUUAAUCUUUUUGAGAUUUUCUACUAAUAAUAAUGAACAAAUAUGUGUCCAAAUAUUGUGUACCUAAUUGUAUGCCGACUAAAAAGACAAGAUUUAGCAUUCAAUUCCAUGCUAAAGACAUAUGGGAAAAUGCAAUUAGCAUAGAAUUAAAAAAGACGUCCUAGGAUAAUGAGGACGGUCACUGUUAUAGUAGGUAAUUUAAUGUACAUCUGUUAUUAGCAACGAUUAACCAUUGCUAACGAAAAAACGAUUCUGAGGUAAGUUCAGUUUAUAAUGAAGUUGUUUUUUCAACAAUAUAUAUAUAUAUAUAUAUAUAUAUAUAUAUAUAUAUCAUAUAUUAUGGUAAAAUAAUUACAUAAGCAAUGUAUAUUUUCUUUGAAAAUAUUUGUUUAAUAUGACAAUAUUGUACCGAUUUUCCCGAUUAUCCUGCGGUUUUCCCAUGACUUUCAUAUUUAUUAGAAAAACAAGUGGAAAAUCAAAAAAUUAUCUCUCUGAAAUACCUCCCCAGUUGUAUUUCCUUUUUAAAAGAGUCUUACCAUUGUAAAUCGGAGCAAGAUCUCUGGUAGAUAAGUUGUCCACAGAACAAAAAAAAAAAUAUAAUAAAAAAACAUCUUGGUAAAAAUUUGUAAAUCUUUGUAAAAUGUCGAGUGUCGAUCGCGGAAAAUAAUUUAAAACGAAAAACAUAACAAUAUUAUAAUUUUAAAUACUUUUUCGAUACUAAAAGGAUCGACGGAAAUCAAAUGUCAACACUGAAAUUUGUUUUAAUUAAUACUCCAUCUAUCUAUGAAUUUUUUAAUAUAGGUGGCUAUUUGAAUAUCAAAAGUAGGCAGUGGUUUUUACCAUAUAAUUGUAGAGCAGCUUGUUUCUUAAAUAUUCUAGAAAACAAAUUCCGGAAAAUGUUAAUACUUUCCGCGAUAAUGAAUGUAACCACUUAAAUGGAUCACUCGGUAUACUAAGUAAAUAAUAAUAAAUAUUAAUUAUAUUGCUCUAUUUUCGGUGUGAUGCAAUAAUUAAAUCAACAAAUCGUUAGGUAGAUAUAAUAAUAUUGUUUUCGUGUAUUUAUUAUAAAAUCGUCAUGAAUCAUGAUCUAUAUUCGGAACGUAAACCGCACAGAAUGAAAACGACAAAACUGUCGAGUGUCGAUCGCGGAAAAUAAUUUAAAACGAAAAACAUAACAAUAUUAUAAUUUUAAAUACUUACGUAUUUUAAGUGGGUUUCACUAUUUUUUCCUCACGAAUGAUCCACAUGACAGUGGCGGACUCUCGGUUUGAAUGUUUUUCACAGGAUAAAUAGCGAGAGAAAACAGCGGAACGCAAUAUCAUGCCGUUGAAUUUUGGCCGCAUGAUGGCAGUGUUGGUGACGGGCGCGCGUCCGCGUCUGGCCACCGGAUGGCGCGUCCGUCUGUAUCCGUUAAGAAUCGGCCGGCGGCUGACGGUUCACACGCCUGAAUUGUGAUUUCGGCUUGGCAAAAAACUUUCAGCCCGGACUUCCGGACCCGAGGCUGAGGAGCCGGAUGUCUUGUCUUCGUAUCGAGACCUGGAGAUGGCCGACCGAUACGGAAACGAGCCGGUAGCCGACGGAUGGGCGACAACGAUCGGCUAG
This is a messenger RNA of Cinara cedri, 5785 nucleotides long. NCBI's taxonomy places the organism in Eukaryota, Metazoa, Arthropoda, Insecta, Hemiptera, Aphididae. The record is from the annotation of a GenBank genome assembly.